GCAGAAUUAUCAGUCAACAGACUCAAGUCUUCUCAUCGAGAUCAGCCGAAAUGCAGUCUACCAUUAUCUUCGCCAUGCUGUGCUGCGCAUUCGGCGCUGCUUUGGCUCAUCCGAAUCCCGAGGAUCUGACCAUGAAGCCCACCCCACCACCUCAGUAUCCUCUCAAUCUGCAGGGCGGAGGUGGAGGUGCCCGAGGCGAUGGAUUCGGCUUCAAUGUUGGGGGUCGACAGAAUGUCUGGACCAGCGACAACGGACGCCACGAGAUCGAUUUGACCGGAAGAUAUGGCCAGCACUUGGGCGGACCUUAUGGAAACUCACCAGCCAGCUAUGAUUUAGGAGGCGUCUACCGCUUCAGAUUCUAGAAGAUUUGGCGAAACAUAUUAUCAACUAUAAACAUACGAAUACCUGCCCAUAAUUCGCUAUCUAAACUGUCAUCAAAUAAGUUUUUGCUUAAAAAAAAAAUAUUCAUACUUUUGAGAAAUAUAUUACCAAAUACAACCAAA
Drosophila elegans is the source of this 503-nucleotide messenger RNA. RefSeq names its product diptericin A. The coding region runs from base 51 to 362 and encodes 103 amino acids. Lineage: Eukaryota; Metazoa; Arthropoda; Insecta; Diptera; Drosophilidae. The record is from RefSeq and is a predicted model, not a curated record. The transcript has a single exon.